AUGGAAGAUUGCAAGAUUUCGAUCAGGGCCGCUUUACUACCCUGCAGCAUCUGUCUUGAUCGUCCUGGAGAUUGCGUAUUGCUUCCGUGCAAUCACGGAGGUUUCUGCCAGGUUUGCAGUAUUUAUGUUGGAUGUAAUCUUGCUGUUGGAGGUCGCCAUUGCCCUAAAUGCCGUGAAUACAUCGAUCAAAUCAUUCGCAUUGGAAAGAUCCACGAGAUGGAGCUGAAAGGGAAUCCUGUCGCCCUACCGAUGCCGUUGGCGGAUGAGAAGCCUCCGGAGGCAGCAGCUCCGGUGGGUAUCGAACGAUCAAAGGGAAAUAGGAGGCAGGAAGCCCCCAAGAGAGGGACGACUACUACUACGGUCGGUAGCAGUAGCUGCAACAAUACUCCCAACCCGUCGGUUGCUGGUGAUGAUGAUGAUAUCGAUGGAGAUACGAACAAAUUUUCGCGGUCGAACUGA
This is a messenger RNA of Perkinsus marinus ATCC 50983, 459 nucleotides long. RefSeq lists its product as hypothetical. The record is from RefSeq and is a predicted model, not a curated record. Lineage: Eukaryota; Perkinsozoa; Perkinsida; Perkinsidae. The coding region runs from base 1 to 459 and encodes 152 amino acids. The transcript is spliced from 5 exons.